AGAUGAAUAUCCGCUGCGCAAAGCCCGAAGAUCUGAUGAACAUGCAGCACUGCAAUCUGCUCUGUUUGCCGGAAAAUUACCAGAUGAAGUACUACUUCUAUCACGGUCUCACAUGGCCCCAGGUCAGUUAUGUGGCGGAAGAUGAUAAGGGUAACAUCGUUGGAUACGUGCUGGCAAAGAUGGAGGAACCGGAACCGGGUGAGGAGAGCACUCACGGGCACAUUACGUCGCUGGCGGUUAAACGCUCGUACCGUAGGCUUGGCCUUGCGCAGAAGCUAAUGAACCAAGCGUCCAAAGCGAUGGUGGAAUGUUUUAACGCCCAGUACGUGUCGCUGCACGUGCGCAAAUCGAAUCGAGCCGCACUGAAUCUGUACACCAACUCGCUCGGCUUUAAGAUAUUGGAGAUUGAGCCAAAGUACUACGCGGAUGGGGAGGACGCAUAUUCGAUGCGUCGUGAUCUUUCCGAGCUGGUCAACAGUGGAUCGAACGAGCGACCACCAACGGAACGGAAUGCGAUCACCGAUGGAGAUGACCGGGUGAUAACAAACCAUAGCAAGGUGGUGGGCGGUGGGUCUCAUGCCGGACACGAUGGACAUUGUUGCUAG
Molecule: messenger RNA, 605 nt
Organism: Anopheles marshallii
Lineage: Eukaryota; Metazoa; Arthropoda; Insecta; Diptera; Culicidae
Gene: vnc
Product: N-alpha-acetyltransferase 10
Exons: 1
Coding region: 3-605 (200 amino acids)
Biological process (GO): N-terminal peptidyl-glutamic acid acetylation
Cellular component (GO): NatA complex
Molecular function (GO): protein-N-terminal-glutamate acetyltransferase activity; protein N-terminal-serine acetyltransferase activity
Source: RefSeq, a predicted model, not a curated record